GGGGGGCGUGGCCUAGUGGGGUCUCAGUUCCGGUUGGAAGUUUUGCCUGUAGCUGUCCAUGGACCGCUUCUCGUGGUGCUCCGGGCUGCUGGACAUUGAUGAGACCCUGGUGAUCCAGCAGCGCGGUGUCCGGCUCUCUGAUGGGGAGGACAAGGUGGGAGAAUGAUAGGAUGGGAGAUUUAUUCCCUCAGUGAUGGGCUGACACCAUGACACACAAUACAAGUCAUGCCAGGUGUAUUGGUCCACACCUGGCUAUUGCUAUUUCAUUACAACAUGAUCAUUAUUGCUGGAAAAUUGAUAAAGUAUGGUCACACUAAUUAUAUGAUCAUUAGUAAAGCUCUGUGGGGUGCUCAUCAACACCUAAUUAAUAUCUAUUAUUUAUUAAAGGAUUCUAUACAUUUCCAGCUACUAAGAUGUGGAUACAGCAUUAUUAUCAUUUAUUACACAAUGGACUCGGGUUAAGAUUGGCCAGAGCCUAGACAGGAUAUACAGCCCCCGGAUCCAGAGCCUGAUCUCAUGAGGGGCACUUGUAGAUUUAAAGAAAUAAUCCAGGCACAAUAACCACUACAGCUCAGUGUAGUAGUUAUGGCACCAGUAGUGCCAGGAUCCCAUCCCAGAGUAAGUAGUCAAACCGUUUAAGAACAGUUUGACAACUUACCUGGGGUCUGCUGGGAAAUAGGGCAUAGGAGCAGUGGUGUGUGUUAGGGGUCCAGUGUGUGCGAGUGCGUGAGGGCGGCAGUGUAGGUCAGGGUUGCAGUGUGUGUGUGUAUGGGGACAGUGUGUGUAUGGGGGGCAGUGUUUGUGGGGCAAUGUAUGUAUGGGGGGCAGUGUGUGUAUGGGGGGCAGUAUUUAUGGGCACAGUGUGUGUAGUGUGUAUGGGGGUAGUGUUUGUGGGGCAGUGUAUGGGGGGGGAAGGAGGCUUUUUUUUUAUUAAAAAUAAAUAUAUUGAUGUCCCCCCUUUCUUCUUACCUAUACUGGGAGGAGGAUGGACAUUUCUUCAUCCCUGGUGGUCCGGUGGGCAUUCCCUGGUGGCCCAGUGGGGAGAGUGAACUCUAGCCCGCGCUGCAGGGUUAGAGCUCACUCUCGCGAGAUUUGGAGCAUUGCCGUGGUAACCGCGGCAACGCUCCAUGCUCGCGAGAGAAGGACCCGGAGGAGCUGCAGGUAAGAGCUCCCGGGUCCGCUCUCCCUCCCCUGCCUGCUGUCAGCACAGUGCCUGCGGACCGGGGAUGGAGAUCACUGAUCUCCUUCCCCGGUUCGCAGGCACAUUGCAGGGCUGGCACUUGGACAACGCCAGCCCUGCAUUAGCCGGCAGGGGAGAAUCUCGGGGGGGGGGCGCAAUUGCCCCGUUGCCCAUCCCCUGGAUCAGCCACUGGUGUACGGUCAUUGCCCCCCUUAGUCCUGCAAUGUAAAACUUUAUAGUGUUUGAGAACAUAACCAGUGGAGUCUCUUCGUGAAGUUUCGUGGAGUUUGGCUCUGGUAAACAAUGCUGCAUGUCCUCACGCUCUGCAUGAGGACAUCCAGCAUCAGAGAAAACCCCAUAGGAAAGCACUGGGGCAAUGAGGACUAAUGAGCACGGCAAUUGAGCGCAUGCACAUUAGGUCCCCCCCCCCCCCAAUGGCUGACGUCGGAGCGCGAACCAGUGCCGAGAGAGAUUGGUGCCGGAAUCGCGUAAGUGAAUAAAGGGUUUAUUUUAACCCUUUAUGUGCCACAGUGGUGGUGGCGGGGGCAGAGGACACUAUAACGUUAGGAAUAAAACUUUGCAUUCCUAACACUGUAGUUUUCCUUUAAGAGCUCACCUGUGCUCUCAACACUCAGUCAAUGACUGGCUGCAGCAUUCUGAGUCAUUGAGAAGCGCCCUGGGACUGCGAGGAAGCUAUUAACGUUAAAGGGACACUAUAGUCACCAGAACAACUACAGCUUAUUGAAUUUAUUCUGGUGAGUAGAAUAUUACCUUUAGGCUUUUUCCUGUAAACACUGUCUUUUCAGAGAAAAUGCAGUGUUUACAUUACAGCUUUGUGAUAACUUCACUGGCCACUCCUCAGAUAGCUGUUAGAGAUCCUUCCUGGGUCAUGGCUGCCUAAGAUGCAACCAAACAUUCAGUAUCUCCUCCCUCUGCAUGCAGACACUGAACUUUCCUCAUAGAGAUGAAUUGAUUAAAUUCAUCUCUAUGAGGAGAUGCUGAUUGGCCAGGGCUGUGUUUGAAUCAUGUUGGCUCUGCCCCUGAUCUGCCUCUUUGUCAGUCUCAGCCAAUCCUAUGGGGAAGCACUGUGAUUGGAUCAGGACACCACUUCUGAUGAUGUCUGCAGACUGCUUGUUGUUUUUUUUUUUUUAGGCAAACAGCAUGCAGAUCUACAGAUUCAGGCUUGAAUACAGUAAGAUUUUGAUAUAUUAAUGGAGGCAUGAGAGGCCCAAGGAGGCUAGAUGGUGGUUGUAAACCUAUAGGGUCAGGAAUACAUGUUUGUGUUCCUGACCCUAUAGUGAUCCUUUAAAUGCACCUUUGUUAAAAACACAGGGUGAUGAUAAAAUUAAUUGUACUCUCAAAAAGUUGCUAUUUCCUCCAGUGAUAGUUACUAGUACUCCAAUGUGAAGCAUGUCCUGGUCACCGGCAAUCAGUCAAACACCUGCAGUGAGCAAUUCAGACUUUAUUACCCUUACUGGUUUGCUACUUUGUGUUAAAAUUCUUUCCAUAGCAAAGCACUAAAAUAUGCUGCGUACUAGGGCACUUGAGGUAUUACACAUGGAUAAUUUGACACACUCAUGCUCUGCCAUUAUUAUAAAUUCGUAAAUUAUAAUAAUGUAAUUGGCUGGACAUUGUGAAUGCUCUUCCUUGUUGCAAUGUGAGCACAAACACAGUAGGGAGUCUGCAAAGUUGAAACUGACCGCUUAGCUACAAUUCCCUGAAAUGAUAAAUACAGCUAUAUGAAUGAACUCCUGUACUGCUGUAUUUGUGGAGGAAAAAGGAAACACUUCAGAUUGCAGGGUAGGAUUGUAGAGCUAAGCAAGAAAACAAAUCCAACUUAAAUGAUUACUUCAAGCACCAGAACUACUUUACUGAAGUGGUCAUGGUGCCUGGAGUCUAAUAGCGUAGAGUUUGGCUUUGAAAUACAACACAUACAGAGAUUAAACCUUCUGCUGCUGGUGUUGUAACUUCGUCUCUGAUAGUGUCUUCGGGGCACCGUUAGCCAGCACAGAGCAAGAGGUCUGUGUGGCUAAUGUGAGUUCUGGGCAAAUUUGGUAUCUGGCACCACUCAGCCAAUGAUGGCAUGCCACUUUCGUGCUGCCCACUCCCUCCCCGGCCAUCCACUUUCUUUUUAUUAGUUCCAUUACGUUUUAGAUGGUAAGGAUUCCUCACUUCCUAACUUUUAAUAGAAAACGUGAAUGCCCAUAUAGGAAAUCUGUAUGCAUGCUGUACUUUCCACAUAGUAUUACCUUUCUUAUCAAAACUGUGAAUUAGAAACAGUGGUCCCUGCCCAUAUAUUUAGCAGUUUCUGUAUAAUUUCAAUUCAGUCAUACAAUUCCACCUUGUAUCAUGUUUAAAGCCACAGACUGGAUUCAGAGUGCUGCCAAUUUUAGGCUAUUUUGUAAUCAUUGCAGAUUGAAUUUUGGUUUGGGAUUUUACUACAUGUAUGUUUUAGAUAUCUGUAGAAUACCUGAUCAUCCUAAGGUGUCCAAAUAAGCAUUAUGAGACAAUGUUCUUGUAACACACAGACAUUAUAAAUUGUUGCUUGGUAAACUACCUCUAGGUGGUGGUGUAUGUCUGCAGCACAUUUUUAUUUUUAAUAUUUUAAACUGCCAGUUUCAUGAGAAGUCAGCAUUUUUUUAUUAUUAUAAAGUAUCUGCGUUGCAUCUUCACAUCUGUCAAUCAGACAGCAAAAAGGGUGCUCCUCACUCACUUUGUGAUGCACCGCAAACAGAUGUAAGGGCUUAAUGUUUUAAUGCUUCUCUAUGAGAGUGGUCCAUCAAAGCUCAGACUUUAAGCCCAUAGAGAUGCUGUGGAAUGAUCUUAAGAGAGGUGUUCACACCAAACAUUCUAAAAAUAUGACUGAGCUGAAGCAACUCUAAAGAAAAGUAGUGUCCAAAAUUCUUCCUGAAUGUUGUGCAGAUCUAAUCCGCAGCCACUGGAAACGCUUGAUUUAGGUUAUUAACUAGCUAUUAAAUCCAAGUGUUCACUUACUUUUUCCACAGCACUGUGAAUGUUUAGUGGGAUGUGUUUAAUAAAGACAAGAAAUAUAAUUGUUUUUGUUUUGUUAGCUUAAAGGGUAAACAUUACCCUAUAGAAGGCAUAUGCAACCUUUGGCACGCCAGAUGUUUUGGACUAUACCUCCCAUGAUGCUUUGCCAGCAUUAUCGGUGUAAGAAUGUUGUGGGGGAUGUAGUCCACAACAUCUGGAGUACCGAAGGUUGCCUACCCCUGCCCUAUAGUGUUAAAAGGCUGUUCUCACGCUCUGCAUUAGGACCUCCAGCGUCAUAUUUGUCCCCAUAGGAAAGCAUUGAUUAAUCUCCCUUACACUAAAUAAAACUUUAUUUUUAGUCAAUGCUUUCCCAUGGGUUUAGAAGAUACUGGACGUCUUCAUGCAAAGUGAGAGGAUGUCCAGCGUUGCUUCACGGGGUCAAACUCUGUGAAAGGCCAGGAAGCGCCUCUAGUGGCUGUUUGGGAAACCGCUACUAGAGGCUGUCUCAACCCUGCAAUGUAAACAUUGCAGUUUCUCUUAAACUGCAAUAUUUGCAGCUUCAGGGCUAGGGAGGCAGGGAAAGUGCACCCAGACCACUUCAGUAAGUUGAAGUGGUCUGGAUACCUAUAUUGUCCCUUUGUGCCCAUUGUGCUUGUCUAUACUUGUGACUUUGAUGAGAGAAAUAAAGAUUAGAUGACAUUUUAUAACCAAUUCAUGCAGAAAACAAACUAAUAUCAGAGAGUUCACAUACUUUUUGUUGCCACUGUAUUAAGGAGUGGCAUUUGUUUGUGUGUAACUAUCCUUUCUUUUGUUUUCUAUGAUUAUGUAUAUGUUAGCACAGUUCAUGCUAAAUGUCUCCUAGUUGUCUUUAACAUUAUAUUUAUAUUCUUUCUAGACGAAAUUUGAUUCUGGAGCACUCCUUCUGACAACACACAGACUUCUUUGGAGAGAUCAGAAAAAUCAUGUAAGUAGUUGGAAGUCAGCCUGUUUUUGCUAACUGUAUUGAAAUUAAGUCAAGUUUCAUUAAAGGGACACUGUAGGCACCCGGACCACUUUAGCUCAUUAAAGUGGUCUGGGUGCUGUGUCCCUAUUGCACUUAGUGCUGCAAUGUAGAACAUUACAUUGCAGCUCUAAGUUUGCCCUAAGUCUACAUCUACCAGACAGCCGCUAGAGGCUUUUUGGUCCGUUAUCUGACGCUGGACGUUCUCACGCUCUGCAUGAGGACUCCAGCGUCAUAUUUUUCCCCAUAGGAAAGCAUUGAUUCAUUUGCCGUGCAUGCGCAUUUGACCCCACUCGUCGCAGGACGGAGGUGGGUGCGAAGCUUCGACCCGGUGCCGAGGGACAUCGGUGCUGGGAUAAGGUAAGUAAAUAAAGGAUUUUUAACCCUUUACUUACUGGGGGAGGGAGGGAGGCAGAGGGAUCGGUAGUGCCAGGAAUACAGCUUUGUAUUCCUGGCACUACAGUAUCCCUUUACUAUAGAUCAAUAUAGUGAAGGAAAGCAUUGGAUUGGCUAAAAAUCAGCCAUUUUGAGGAUGCCACAAAGGGGGCGGAGCCAGCACCGACAGACCCGUGCGGCACUGGAAAUAAGGUGAGUUUUAAACUAUUAUAGGGGGACAAACCACCUAAAUGGUGGGUUAAACACUAUAGGAUUAGGAAUACAUGUUUGUGUUCCUGACCCUAUAGUGUUCCUUUAAUGUAAUGUUUUUUCCUGGCUAUUUGCCUUGGCAGUAUUACAAUUGAUGGGAAAUUAAUCAAUGGGAUAUUUAAUUAUAGCACAUAUAAAUUCUGGUCCCUCCUUGAGAUCUCUCAUCUGAUCACAAGCAGCAAGAAUGAUCAAACAUAAAUCAAUGAGAGAAGAGGAGAUGGUGCUGAAUAAAAUAGCAAAGAAAAGAUAAUAUGGGGAAAGUGUACUUUAAGAAUAUCACUAGGAGAGCAAUUUCUUAAACAAUUCUAGAUAUUUAAUUAGAAUGAAUAGACAGGUCACUUUUAACAAAGUCAUUCACUCCUGAAGCUGACACAUGUAGCCAGCACUGCUUACCAAAUAUAUUAUGGGAUGACAAUGUAACUGCAGUGCAAUUGGCCUCUGAAUGGACUUUGACUAUUGAUAGCACCACUCUUGUACAGAAACUCUGGGAUAUACCUUUCUUAUAGUUGAUUAAACUCAAUCCUUUAUGUGCGCAGUCCAGACCCCUUCCCAUUUUCACUUUUCCCUCUGCUACCUAUAGAAGAGGAUGUCUGUUAAUUAGUCCAGCUUUGUAGUACUUCCUUCAUGGUGUAUAUAUGAUCUAGCGUCUUAAAUGGUCUGCAAAUUUUAGCUUCCUCUUCUAUCAUACCAGGAACCGUGAAAUCAUCUUCUAUCUUGUUAAAGCAUUCUUUUCUUUCCUGCUCCUGCACUCUUAACUCCUCUUAAAUGAACAACCUUUUAUGAGUUACCCUUUGAAGGCUUUUAUGAAUGCCUGCCAGAUCUAUUCCAUGAGAGAUGAUGAUAUAGAAGGUCUUUUAGGUUUUUCCUUUCUAUUUCUUCCUAACUAUUUCAGCCCAAUCAUUCAUUAAAUUUGUCCUUUUCAUGGAGUCAUUAUCCCUUCAUUAUUCAGGCUGUAGUGAUACAUAGGGCCACAAUCCGUAAGGCACUCUUUUGCUAAUAAUAAUAUGCAAGGCUUACCUCUUUAUUGCAUGAAAUGAUUGAUUGAUGAUGGGUGGAGGAAGAGAAGGCCAUUCUAAAAUAAAUGAAACAAAAAAUAAGAAACGUGUUCUUAAAUGUGUUCUAUAAUUAAGCAAUUUACUAUUGAUUUCCUGCCCUGUUGACUGAGAGGAGAUACAUCAGUGGUGAUGCUGCUGUGGUUUUAUAGGAAACACCUUUUUAUAAUGUUUGUUAAAAUCAUUAACGUAGCACUCAAACGUUAAAAAUAAAUAUAUUGUUAAUGUUGGAGUGUUCCUUUUAAGGAAUAUAUUUAUUAUUUUGUAUUAUGUGCCACGUUUUACUUCUAUUUAUUUUGUAACAUUAAGUCAAGAAUUGUUUGCAUUUACUUCCCGCUUAUUUCUUGUAGGAAUUCUGCAUUGCGAUUCCUCUUUCUCAGAUUGUUUUCACAGAGGAACAGGCAGGGGGCAUUGGAAAAAGGUACCGUCGUUUUAUUUAAGUUUGUAUUCAUUGGUAAUUUUUCCUAUAUAUAUUUAUUGUCUGGCUUAUCCACUUAAGCAUGUGCAGUAAUGCAGAUACACCUAUAUGUUCAAUAUACAGUUUAUCACCAAUAUGCAUCAUAAAACAGGGCUUGAGAAAUCCCAGGUCUCAAUGACGACUAGAAUUUUGUCCUAGCUGUCUGAGUGUGUCUGUCAGUGACUGGGUGUCAGAGAUUGUCUGUCAGAGAGUCUGUGUAUCUGUCUGAGAUUGUGUCUUUCAGUGAGUAUGCGUGCGUCAAAUCAGCAAGUGUUUCUGUCAGUAAGUGUUUUUCUCUGUUCUGUCAGUUAGUGUCUUAUUAGGUGACCGGCUGACCUCGCCUCCAUGGGUGAGUCAAUCCAACUCACCCAUGGAAGUGGAAUCUCAGCCAAGCCAGUGCUUUCCCAUAGGAAACCAUUGGGAGGCUAUUGGGCAACACUGAUCAGCAUCUCCUCAUAGAGAUGUGUUGAAUCAAUGCAUCUCUUUGGGGAUUAUUCAGUGCCUCAAUGCAGAGCGUGGAGACGCUGAAUAUAGGUGCUGCUUACUGUGCAGCACUAGACUAGGAAUCACCUCUGGUGGCCGACUGAGUGACUUUUACUAGAGGUUGGACUAUGCAGCAGUGUCAACACUGUCUUUGAAAAUGAGGGUCCAAAAUAGCCAUAUUACCAGGCCUUGGAGUGGCAAAAUUUAACAGAUUUAAAGAUAGAAACAAAGUCCGGAAUAGCCAAAGUCAGGAAUACAGAAAUAUGUAAAUAUGAAUAAACAAGCCGGGUCAGGAUAAUAGAACUACUCAAAGUCCAAACGAAGCCAAGGUCAAUAACAGAAAUCACAAGAGGGCAAUGAAUAAGGGCCAGAACAAUUAUUUUUUAGGUAAUGUGUAUGGAUUGGUGCACAUCAUCUCUGCAACUCCAAAAAGUAUGAGCAUGGGGUCACUUAGAUGACGUUGUCAGUUUAACAGCAGGCGUGACAUCACUAUGUUUAGAGCGGGCAGCGUCCGCAUUUCUACCAGCAGAGGCUAUUAGACGGAGAUUGCAGUGGAGAGAUACGCGGAAUAGGGUAAGUAUAAUUUCUCUUACAGGCCUCAAGCCGCAUGGCUGCUCGGCGUGGAGCAGGUAAUUAUCACCGCAGAGGCAUUGUGGCUACAUUUUACUUUCUACUCGCUCCAUAAAUAAAUAGCCAUCUCAGGAUUUCCUGACAGUCACAUAGUAGAUUACUAGACCUGACAAUCUGAUACACUGCACAGGUUGGAUGCUGGCCACUACCAGUAUCUGGUAAUUUAGUUUUUAUUUAGGGUGUGUGUAUUACUGGAUUCAUGUUUUUUCCCAUAUGUGUUGAUUUUGGAAAACGAUCAAAGUCUUGUUUUAAUCUUUUCUCUUUGUACCCAUUUCUCCUUUAUUUCAUUAUUGUACUUGUUUCCAUGAUCUCAUUUUUGCAGCACAAAUAUUCUUACAUUCAUUGUAAAUAAAUGUAUGCUGGUUACCAGUGAAAGUAAGACUUAAAUGAUCUAAUUUUGAACUAUGCAAACAGUGAGAUAAAGCUCCUGUGGGCCACAUGAUACCUUAUGUUUUUGUGUUUUUUUUUUUAUCUUAAAAGUACAUGGAUGUUGUUGAAGUAGGACACUUUAAAUAAUCCACUAUUUCCCCCCAAAAAAACAAAACAAAAACAUAACCCUUUUUUUUUUUUUUUUUUGCUUACUUUUGUCCCUGGGUCUUAUUUCAUUGCAUGGCAAUCAAGCCAAAAAAAUGCGAAACUGUCACUGAUGUCUAAUUCAUUUUAAUACAAUAAAGAGAGAGGAACAGCGCUUGGAAUAAAUUAAAUAUACAUAUGAAAGAAGAGCCAACGUCUAGUUCAUAAAUCUUGAGUACAAAACAAGAGACAAAUAAUGGUGCAAUACAGUGCACCAUUAUUUGUCUCUUGUCUUGUAUUCAAGAUUUAUGAACCAGAAGUUGGCUCUUCUAUCGGUUAUUUAAUGUAUUCCAAGCACUGUUCAUCUCUCUUUAUUCUAUUUUUACUGUAUGUGUCACAAAGCUGAGGGAACCCCUUGUUGGUGAAUUGGUGCUGUUUUUAAUGAUAGUGAGCGCCUAUCAAAUCCCCUUUUUUACUUCAUUUUAAUACAAGUUUACACAUAAACUUUUAUAAGAAAAAAUAUUGCGUAUUGGUGACAGUUUGUCUUUUCAUAUGUUCCGCAGUAAUUCAAAAGCUUUAUCAGGUUUUUUUCGUGUUUGAAUGCAAAAAGUGCACAUUUGUUUUUGUACUUUUCUAAAGUAUCAUUGUUUGCAUCAAUUAAAUUUAUUCUUCUCCUUUAGUGCAAAAAUUGUUGUCCAUCUACAUCCUCCCACCCCGAACAAAGAACCGGGUCCCUACCAGAACAGCCGCUUCUCCUAUGUCAAGAUGUCCUUUAGAGAACAUGGUCAAAUAGAGGUAAACUGAAACCCCUUUAUUUUGCAUUUCAUCACAAACUGGUAAUACAGUAGAGAACAAACAAAUGGAAGGCAUUGUUUCUUCUCCUUAUAAACUAUUAUUUAUUCAUCGCUGAACAUAGAAACAUAGAAACAUAGAAUGUGACGGCAGAUAAGAACCAUUCGGCCCAUCUAGUCUGCCCAAUUUUCUAAACAGCCACGCAUUAUUGAUUGCCACGCAUUAGACACAUAUAUCCUUAUUGGGGGAUUAUACUACUGCAUGGUAUUAAAGCGGCACUGUCAUGCCGAAUCCUGUUUUUGUUUUGUUUGUUUUUUUAACCCCCCUCCGGCCUCCACUAUCUCUAACUGACACCCUAGUCACCCCCAAAUGCCCCUAAGCCCCCCACAUUACCUAUUUUUGUAUCUUUAUUUUCUGACCCGAUCUUUAUUCAGGGCGCAGCCAUCUUUGUGUGGGUAAAUGAAGUCCCUGUGGGACACGUCAUCAGCCCACACUAGAUAGCCUGUGAGAUUCCCGCACAUGCCCAGUGAAACACCUGGACAUGCGAACGGGAAUUUCAUCUAUUCAAUUAUCAGACAGACGAAUAAGUGAAUAGAAAUAUCAGACGAACAAACAAACACUGAGUAUCAGUGUUUGUUUGUUCGUUCAGUUUAUUACAAGGAGGGAGCUACCUGCGCACAGCUCCCUCCUUGUAAUAUGUAAAGAUAGAAGAGGCAGGGAGCAGUGCUCCCCACCACUUCAUAAGCCCCCCAGACCCCCCCUCACUCUAUGGGGGUCAAUAUGACCCCCAUAAUAGCAUAAGGGAGAUUAAAAUCUCCCCAAUGCCCCUACUCGCUAUACCGCGAGUAGAGGCAUUUCCACUUACAGUGGUCACUGUAAAAAAACAAAACAAAGAAAAACUAUUGGCCCCCACCCCUAAACGACGGGUGGGGCCCUAAAGUAAAAUAAAGGGGGAGACCUAUUGUCCCCCCCUGGCCCCCACCCCUGGGUGGCGGGUGGGGGCCAUAAUGAUAAUGGGGGGGGACUUACUGCCCCCCCGGCCCCUACCCCUGGGCGGCGGGUAGGGGCCAAAUGAUAAUGAGGGGGUGGGGAACCUACUGUAACUGACAGAACUCUAACCUGUAAAAUAAAAUUAAACUUACCAUUCGACGUCUUCUUUUUUCUCAAAUCUUCAUUUUUCAGCCCUAAAAAAGGCCAAAUAAAAAACCAUCAUAACCGUCGAACUUAAAAUAAAAUAAAAAUCCAGAGCGCAAAAAAAAAAAAACAGACGAAAAAGAAAAAACCAGAGCACAAAAAAAAAUCCAUCUUCACCCAUGGAGGGCUCCGCGCAGACUGAACUCCGCAGGGCGGGGAAGGCUUAUAAAGCCUUGCCCCGCCCUGCAAUUAGGCUAAGAACACUCUGAUUGGUGGGUUUAAGCCAAUCAGAAUGCUCUUUGUCAUUUUACACAGCGUGGGAAAGUUCUUUUGGAAUUUUCACACGCUGUGUAAAAUGACACAGAGCACUGUGAUUGGAUGGAUUUCAAGCCAUCCAAUCACAGUGCUCUGUGUCAUUUUACAUAGCGUGGGGGGUGGACAGUAGGUCACCCCCCCUCAUUAUUUUACACAGCGUGGGGGGGUGGACAUCAUUAUGGCCCCCACCCGCUGCCCAGGGCUGGGGGGGGAGGACAGUAGUUCCACCCCACCCCCAUUAUCAUUUGGCCCCCACCCGCCACCCAGGGGUGGGGGUGGGGGGGAGAGGACAGUAGGUCCCCCCCCCAUUAUCAUUAUGGCCCCCCACCCGCCGCCCAGGGGUGGGGGCCGGGGGGGACAUUAGGUCUCCCCCUUUAUUUUACUUUAGGGCCCCCACCCGUCGUUUAGGGGUGGGGGCCAAUAGAUUUUUUUUUUGUUUUUGACAAAACCAAUUUAGGUCUUUCAGCCUUUUAGUAGAUAACUCCUAAAACCAUGGGAAUUAGGGAGUUAUCUACUAAGCGGCUGCAAGAUGCAGCCACAGCAUGAAUAGGAUUGGAGUUUCAUUCAUUCAAAUGAAAUUGCGAUCCGAAUAAAGUGCCAAAUUGCGUUCUAAAAGAAACGAACAUACUGUUCUCAUUCAGUUAGAACGCAAUUCGGCAGUUUCGUGUAAAAUGACAGGAAGCAUUGUGGGAAAAUUGCUCUGACCAGCGGAAAUGAAGCACACUUUGCUCCUCCGCUGGUCAAGCAGAGGAAUUCUCCAUAAGGCAAAGAGUCCCUACUUUGACUUAAGAUUUUAAAGAAAACUAAAGAAGACAGGAAGAAAAGAAUAACAGAUCCCGAGAGAGGGGGAGAAGAGGAAGAGAUUGAGGAAAGGUAAGUUCGGCAUGACAGUGCCGCUUUUAGACUGGAACUGGUGUGAAGCUCUACGUCAGUUGAGUGGGCGUUCACACAUUUCUUUGUUGUGUGCUCCACUUUUUGAGUCAUACUGAACCAAUGGUGAUAAAGUAGAGCCAAAUAUUUUUUCCAACCCUGCUAUUUUGGCCUCAGGUACUCCGUUAGACUUUCAGUUCACAAUAAUUCACGUUUCAGUGAAUACACCCACCCUUAUAAUAAUUUUCCAGAAGAACCAGUUCCUCCUGUAGUGUUAUGUACUCUUCCUGUUUGAUCAUAUUUAUUAAACUUAGCAAGCUAAGUGAGUUAAUCAAAAAUGCUUAUUAUAUCACAAUAUAUUGGUCAUUUAACUUGCAGUAAAGACUUUUUGGUGUAAUUGCAACCGAGUGUAGCUAAGCCUUCUGAACAUUAAAAGUUGACCAAUACAGUUAUUCAGUGAAUGCAUUUCAUCUCCUUAUUCUUUCUCCCACCUCUGUGAUUGUGUUCAGUUUCAUAGGCGUUUGACAGAAGAGCUAACACAACGAAGAUGGGAGAGGUUAUCUGCAUCCCCUUUAAUCCAGCCAAGCAAAGGUUCUCAGGUAAAGGCUGACACUGACAAGGUUCUCACACAAACACAAUUAUAGUUUUUUACAAUGUUGCAGUUGACAUCACAGCAUGCAUUUUGAUACUUAAAUGUGCUGCCUUAUACAGAACCAAGUCAGACUGUUCUGUGAGGAUUGACGUCACUGCUUCUCAUAGAGAAGCAUUUGAUUGGAACAGCGUGGCGCUUUCCACGCAUACACUUCUUGUCCUUAGUGCUUUUAUAUAAAGAGGCAUUGGAUUGGACAAGACUGGAGGCAGAGCAGGUAGCUGCAAGGAGAGAGUCUUGGAGCCCAAACAAGGUGAGUAAAUCCAUUCUUUUUAUUUUCUAUUUGAUUUAUUGGAACCCAAAAAUGAAAAUGUUUCUCGAACAUUGUAACGGUAGGAAUGUUUGUAUUCCUAACACUAUAAUGUUCUUUUAACUUACUUACUCCUCUCUGUUGGAACAGGGCCCAGGAUCCUUUUUAAUUACAGUAUGAAAAGAAGCUAGGGUUGCCAGAUUCACCAUGUUUUCCUGGACGUGUAUAACUUUUAAUUGCUGAUGGACAGUGAAUGAAAGCUGCUGCCUUGCAGUAUGUUGAAUUCAUAUGUCACAUAAAGAGCUGAUUUCUAAAACAUUAUUUCAGAUGUGUAGCUUUCUUUUAUGUUAUACAUUGUGCAUGUGUCAAACACUAUUAAUUUCAAAAAAAUACCUUGCCAUUAACUUUAAACAACUAAUGCAUGUUUUUUUACAUUAUUUUUAUUUCUCUCUAGACUUCUUGUUUCCCAUCUUUAUUUGCAUCUAAAAUAAAUAAAUUCUGGUUAGAAAACAGUAAAUGUGUAGAUUUUCCUCCUAUUUUGUUUGCUGUUUAUAUAUUCAUGUGCAACUGAUAAGGUUGUGGUUUUUAAUAAUAAUGUCAAUGUAUAUAUCAGUAGUUAUUAAUGUUAAACAAUACAUAUUUACAUCCUGCGAGGUAUUAUAAUACAAUUCACAAGCAGCAGCUCCCCUGUGAGAAAACUCAACUGUUUCCUUCCUCAGGGUGGACGAAUUAAAGCCGUCGGCAUUGUUGGCAUUGAGAGGAAACUGGAAGAAAAAAGAAAAGAGACUGACAAAAACAUUUCCGAGGUUAGUGCACAACAGUGUGUGUGUCAGCGUCAGACACGCGUUCAUAACUCAGUGUGCAAGGUUUAUUGUCUGUCACUAGAUUGGUGAAGUAUCAUGGAGCCUACAAAAUAUGCUGGUGCUUUACAAAUGUGAAUUCAGUGGAGAACGCUGUUUAAAGUGUACUUAUCAUGCAUAACUGCAAUGUGGUAGACCACUCUUAAAAUUGCAAAUAUAUCAAUUUAACACAUUUACAUCAUAGAAAUAUGAUAUAAGAAAUAUUUGGCGGCAUUGCAAGUGGUCCUUGUCACCUUGAAUCUGUUACAGCGGCCAUCUUGAGGUAGGUUGCGAAAAUAUACCCAACCAGAAACAACAAUUGAAAGUAGUCAAUGGGGAAGCUUGUCUAGUGGCUGUCAUUAAGAUGAAGUGGUUGUGGUGUUUAGCGUGUCCUUUUAAUAUGCAUUAAAGUAAAACAUAAUGCAAGUGGAAAGCUUGCUGGCGGGAUAAUUGUGGAAACAUGCUUAUCUAUAAAUUAUGUGGAUGGCAAGUUCAUCUUGAGGUAGGCAUAGAUUGGAUAGAGAUGGGUACAGGGUGACAAGGAAAAGUAAAUGCAGUUAUAUUGAAAGUUUAUUGUUCAAAACAAUAGAAAAGCGUAGCAUUAGAAAUUGAUGUGUGUUACACAAUUGCAUUGUUUUUAAAUAGGACCAAGAGAGAAAAAAAAAAUCAGUCAUUUUUUCUUAACUCCUUAAGGACCAAACUUCUGGAAUAAAAGGGAAUCAUGACAUGUCACACAUGUCAGGUGUCCUUAAGGGGUUGAACACAUAAAGUUUGAGGUGAAUGUUUCAAGGGGGCAUUCGAAAGCAACACUACAGUUCAAUAUAGUGAAUAUAUUGCUCAAAUUCUCUGAACCCAGUCCCCAGGUUUUAUGUCAAGCGUAAUAGAGGAGCACUAUAAUGUUAUUCCUAAACGUGUAUUCUUAAUGGUAUAGUAUCCAUUUCCUUACUUGUAUUAAGGUCCCCUCUACAUGCAAUAACAAUAGAAAAAAGUUUUACUUACUUUUUUCCAGUGCCGAGGCUCCCUCUCGGUUCUGCUGACCUCUCUACCUCCCGUGACGCCACAGAGAAGGCAAGGCCUCCUCCGCAAUGGUUCAGUCCAAUGACUAGAGGAUAUAAGGGUAAGGCACGCAUGCAAACUUCCCCAUAGGAAAGCAAUGAAUAAAUGGUCUCCUGUGGGGGCUUCCGUGUCAUGUGACAAAGUUUUACUCAGUCAGUACCGCACAAGCGCCUCUAGUGGCUGCGAGUAUUUCAUCCACUAGAAGUGGGCUUAACCCUGAAAUGUAAACAUUGCAUUUUCAAAAAAAACUGCUGUUUUACAUUGCAGAGUUGUAAGGACAGGACCACUUCAUUGAGAUUUCACUAUAGUGUCCCUUUAACAAAGCCCAGGGCUUUCCACAGCAACUGAAGGCCUUUCCUAUCCUCAGCCAUAUUAUCACUUUUUCAGAAUGAACACUUCUACAUUAUCAGUUACAAUUUUGUUUAGUUUUGACGAAGGUAAUUGAUUGGGAAUGGGGCAUACAGUUCAGAUGUAGAAAACCCCUGCUUCCUGCAGCAGAAAAGACUGAAUCCAUGUUGUAUAGGCCAAACAUACUGAAAGCUAAUGAUGCGGUGGGUAGAAAUCACAGUAGUCUGUUGACAUGCAGGAUACCCAGAAGCUGGCUGUGCUAUAAUUAAUGAUUGAAUUUAAAAUGGCUCUUCCAGUUUCCUGCAUGUGCUGCCUGUUACUGAUAAGGAUGUAGUCCUGCCACAUUGUGUUUAUCUACGGAAAUUCCUGUUAGGUGUGUGCUUGUAUUCCUUUGUCCUUACUGCUCUGUUUCAGUCAGCGAUGAGUUGAGGCAUGCUAUUAAUUAGCUAUAACAAUGUGCAGAACUUUAUUUGAAGUGAGAGACCGAACUUUAAUGUCAUACACAAGCACUUUCUUUUAACUGUGAAGUAUCUUGCACCGGGGAGCCUAUUCUGUAAACACCCAGUUGUAGCGAAAUGAAAACUAAAAUGAAACAUUUAGCUUGAUUUGAUCAAAUUCUCCAGCUUCUCUUUGCUUACAUGUUGCCUAUUUUAGCCUUGAUUUUGCAGCUAGAUGUACAAUUCAUGUCUAGUAUUCUUUUUUGUUUUGUUUUUUUUAGUUUCUUUGUGUUUGCAUUUUUAUAAAAAAAAAUUUUAUAAAUCCGUUUGACAAAAGAAAAAACAUGUCUCUGGUAACGGUCAAAAACAAUCAUGAUUUGUACAGUGUAAAAUGUCAUCACAAGCGUAUACUACACCCACCUAUACUACAGCCAUUUUUAUUUUAUUUUAUUUAUAAAAUAUUUUACCAGGAAGGAUACAUUGAGAUUUCUCUUGUUUUCAAGUAUUUUCUGGGCCCACAAACACUGCAUUGUUACAAUAGGUUACAAUAUAAUAUUACAAAAAAAAAAAUACAAUAUACAAUUUAUAUAUACGUAUACACAUAUAUAAAUGUAACACAUAACAGGUAAUAAAUAUAGCCAACCGUGACAGGUGCAUUCUGUGCUGAGAUAUAUUGCCAUAGAUCUCUUUCAACGAUUUUAGAUUGAAUGAAGAUUUGACUGUUCCCUGAGGUUAUUCCAUAAUUGUGGUGCUCUGUAGGAAAAGGAGGAUCGAGCCACUUUUUUUUUUGUAUUGCGGUAUGCUAAAUAAAGUGCUAGUACUGGAUCGGAGGUUAUAGGAGGUGGGAACAGAUAGGGUGAAAAUUCUCUUAGUAAUGCAGACAUUAUACAUGCCUUAUCCAGCUAAUAUCCCAGAAGUGCAGACUACAAAUGGCCCAUAUAUAUUGUCAACAUGAUGCCUGAGAUAGGUCACUUUGCUUUUGAAAUCCAUCUGUCAUUGAAUAAUGCUAAGUUUCUAAACUUACGCUAACGACUGGGUCCCACUACCUAGUACUGAUAGGUUUUGUAAUCUUUACCUUGCCGGUCUCAUUAGUUGCUGUUUUCUUUUACAUGAUUAAUGCUGCUGCUACUACUAAUUGCUACAGCACUAAUACUGCCAGCAUUUUUAUUUUCAGGCUUUUGAAGAUCUUAGCAAGUUGAUGGAAAAGGUACGUGGAAGCCCUUAUGUUUAUCAGACCUCAGAGGUGCUGUUUCCUGUCCACUGUCGUUAUAAUAGUUUACCUUGAUUAUUUUUGCAGGCCAAGGAAAUGGUGGAGCUGUCUAAAUCAAUAGCUAACAAAAUCAAAGAUAAACAAGGGGACAUCACAGAGGAUGAGGUAACUAAAGAUAUAUGUCUACCUGAGAAAAUAUUUCUCUGCAUUGGCUGCCAGUGUAAACGGUGAAGAAUAACAUUACAAUAUUUAUAUCAGACCCAAAUCCAAAACUAACAUUUGUAUAAAAGAGUGGUUUGGAAAAAUACUUGGUAAUAGUUGGUUACUUUCUAUUUUAUUUUUUUACACUUUCUUUAUAGAAUUGUCAGAAAUAUAACUUCUAAGUAACAGUUCUCAUAAUACAAGUUAGCUAUAGAAUCCAUCAUUUCAGUACAAAAUCUUGGAAACUUUAAUAUAGAAAGGAUUUAUACUUGAUAGUGUAAGAUUUAGUAACUUUGGAAUAACUUGGGAGAGGGUUGGACCAUACAUUUAGUUAGUAACUUAUGUUCUUUUAAAUAUAUAGAUAUAAAACAAUGUGUAGUUUGCUAAAAUGGAAUAUGUAUAAAAUUAUUUAACUGUUCUGCACUGAAAUUACACAAUAAUUAAAAAAAAAAAAAAAACUAAAGGAAGAUAUUUGCCUCCAGGGUUACUUACACAGAUAAUCACACUUACAGUGAGAUGACCAUAGUACCCGCCAUGUUGAAAGGGUUAAAAACCCUUUAAGGCACUCAAUGUCAUCCUCGAGGUCCCUUGACACUGACUCCUUCCCUUCCAACAUCACAGUGAUGGAGGAACCUAAUGCCCAAGCGCGGCGAGCGCCGUGCACACCUUAGGCCUUCCUCAUAGAAAAGCAUCCAUCCAGUGCUUUCCUACGGGUGAUUUGAAAACGCUGAUGCAAAGCAUCAGGAUGUCCAGCAUCAUUUCACGGCAUUAAACUCCAUGAAAAGUCAGGAAGUGCCUCUUGUGACUUUCUGGAAGAUAACCACUAGAGGUGCAGUUAAACUUGCAGUGUAAUUAUUGAAGCUUCUCUGAAACUGCAGUGUUCUGCGGACACUGCACUCAGACCACUUCAAUGAGAUGAACUGGUCUGGGUGCCUAGAGUGUCCCGAUAAACAGCUUCCAGAGACUCUCCACAAAUUUAGGCUUUUCUGCAGUCACCUCCAAAGGGGGCACCUAUAUUGUUGGGUUCUCUGCUAAUUCUAACAGGGGAGAUAAACAUUCUAAAUUAGGUAAUUAUUGCUUAUACAGAUGCAAAGACUCCCCUCUUUAGAGCGUCCCUUUAAUAUCAUGUUUAUCUCCCAUGUUAAAAUUAAUAUAGGACCCACUAAUAGUGUUGGGUGAUGUAGUGGUGCAACCAAAUCCCCAUAUUUGUUUGCUACUUUUUGUGUGUAUGCGGUUUGUUAAUUUGUAUUUUGUAUAUGAUCCAUCUCUGUUAGAAAAAGCACAACAUUGGGACUUUGCCAUUUUUCCAGCACCUGUGGGAUGGAGUUUACCCUCUACCCCCCAUGACACAUCUAGUUUGAUACUAUUGCCAUUUUCUCACUUCUAACAUGUAUUAUCUGAUAUUUUGGGGGGUUGUUUAAUGGAAGGAGCAUUGUUUAGUAGAAGGGUCACCUGAUAAUUGUGUGCUUACUUUAACCCAUAAGUAAAUUUGUCUCAGAAUCUUGCAAACAAUGACCGUGAUCUCUUCACGCUGUAAAUCAAAUCCCUAGUAAGGACACAGUCUUUAGAUUGUUAAGUUCUGUAAAUAUCACAUUGUUUUAAACCCCAACUUUCCUAGACCAUCCGCUUUAAAUCCUACCUACUGAGCAUGGGAAUAAUGAAUCCAGUUACCCGGGAAACGCACGGAUCUGGGACACACUAUCACAUGCAACUGGCUAAACAGCUGGCAACGAUGCUACAGACACCUCUGGAGGUAAUCUCAUACUACAACAUACGUAACAUAUAAUACGCCACUAGAUUGCUGUAGUGAAACUCUAUAAAUAAUGUCUCAUCAGUAUCAUAAAACUAUACUAGCAGUGGCAAACAUUUUCUAGAGCUGUUCUGUAUCUUAUGACACUCAGCCUGUUGACUGCCUGAGAACUAUGGAAUGUCCAAAAUUAAACCUUAACUAAACUAAGCAGUUUUCUUAAUUCUUUUUUUUUUUGUUUUAUUAAUUUAUUUUCUCUUAAAACAGAUUAGAAAUGUCCUUUCAUUAGUAUGCAUUUUUAUUGUUUUCUGAGGUUUUUUUUUUUUUUAUUGUUGUUCAGGAGCGAGGUGGCAUAAUGUCUCUUACUGAAGCUUACUGUCUAGUAAACCGAGCUCGGGGCAUGGAGGUAAAUCAUAAUUCAUAACCUUUAUAUUAAUUUCAGCGGGUAAAGACACAUGUAAGAUUGUGUCCUAAAGGGGCGAAGAAAUACCGGUAGUUAACUUUUGUAUAUCUCAUCUUCCAAGCUUGUAUAGGUACAUUGUUUGCACUCUCCAGACUUCCUGGAUGCUCUCAGUUGCACAUGCCAAUGCAUAUGGCUUGUUGUAUGCUAUUUGUAGCCUGAACCCAUCAAUCAGUUAUUCUUAAAGGAACAUGCUAGCUUUAAAGUUAAUUUUAAAGUUAUUGUUCUCAUUUUAGAUUACUGGGCGCUCCAUCUUUUAAAUAAAAAAAAAAAAAGAAGGAAGCAAGUUUUCUCUGUGUAUUUGCUGUGUCUGUUCCUAAAUCAUCAAUCCUGAUAAUCGGAAUCCAAUCCAACCUAAAGUACAUGCUCAGGAGUCAACACAGUCUGCCAAUUAGAUGCUUCUCAUAGAAAAUCUGAGAAGCAUUCACAAUGUUCAGUGUCAUCCUGCUGUGCAUGAUGACGCUGAAGGUGAAGAACUUUGAUUUUCUAGGAAGCACCUCUCGUGGAUCUCAUUCUGAUAGCUAAUAGAGAAUUGGUUUUGAGCAAAUCUAAACAUUGUCCAAACAAUAAAAUGGAGGGCACAAGGUCUUUGCAUCGAAUCCCUUCAUUAAAAUAAAGUGAUUUUGGAGCUUAGAGUGUUCCUUUAAUAUGUUUUUAUAUGUUUUCAUGGUGCCUACCCAGUGACUGGUACUGUCAGUAUUUACAGUGCAGCUCCAGGUCAGGAUGCCUCCUGCAUUCUAUUCUAUUCGAUCUGUCCUUGCAGCUGUUCGCUGCUUCUUCCAGUGUGCCCUUCCCUUCCACUUCCUCGACAGGCUCCUUACACAGCAGAUUCUGCGCUAAUAAGAUAGUAACUUGCUCACAUGGAACUGCAUUAAAAUUACUGAACUUUAGACUGGCAUAUUUACUGUAAUCUAAUGCACACCUUAUUCGCAAAAUAAGGUUUCCAAAAUUUAAAUUCGCAUUUGCAUCACUGCAACAGAGAUCUGAGACUUGGUUUCUGUGUACAGUAAACAUUUACAUUGCAUCCUUGUCACAAUGCAAAUUUCGCCCCGAUCACAGGGUAGUUCCUCGCUUGUUGACCUAUAUUUUGUAUAGUAGUAUCUUCUUAUACAAAGGCACAUUACAUUCGCCAGCAAAUUUUUUUUUCGUCUUCCACGUAUCAAAAUUUGAAUGCACAUUAGAUCCGAGUUAAUAUGGUAUAUAUGUAUUCAAAACAAAUAAAUCCUUCGAAACUGGAUUAAAAAAAAAACACAGCACGACUUAACAAGUUCUGACACAUAGCUGUUGACCUAUAAUGUGCAAGACACUACAGGUUAGAUAAUAGUCACCGAGAGAGGGGAUUACAUAUAAAAAUCAGUGUAGUUACCUUAACUAAUAUAUAGCUUUAUACUGUGAUUUUGGCGUUGCCCUGUGUCUUUAUGAAGAGACAUGUUUGUAAUUGGAUAUUAUGGUUAGCCACAUAGAUCAUAUGUUAAAUAUAUUCUAUUUAACUGGAACAAUCUGACACUGUGGAAUGUGACUGACAUCAUAGUAAUUGUGGAACCUGUAGUUCAACAUGGAAAAGCAUUACAACUUUGUGGUAUAAGCUUUUUUCUCCUGGUAUGAGUGUUAAAGCAUAACAUGUCAUGAUUGAACACUGAACGCAUUCCUGGAUUACCUGCAUGUGUGAAGGUUUUUUUUUGCAACACCUAUCCCUAUGUCAUAUCCACCCUACAGCACCUAUUAUGGCUCUCUUUAUGUUCUUUAACAGUUGCUGUCACCGGAGGAUUUGGUAAAUGCUUGCAGAAUGCUGGAAUCCCUGAAACUCCCUCUUAGGUAAGAAACACAUACAGCUCACCCUGAGACAUUUACUACUGCUUUUGUUUAGCGAGGGUAAAAACACUGACUGUGAUUCCUAUGAGUCAGAAAACACUUUCCUUCCCAGCGUCAAAACAAACAUGGACUUGGCAGGCUCCUCUGUGAAAUGGAGAAUUAAGGUCUCCUCAAUGACUUGCUUCCUGCCCAGCUUCCCCUGCAAAGGCCGUUUUUCCCCGAACAAUAAGACAAAUACAAAUGGCCAAAUCUACAGACCUUAAAGACUUUUAUAUGUAACAAUCGCUACUUUGUGUUUUGUUUAUCUUGUUUCCAGCCAUUUUUGUAUUUUCCUAAUACUUAUUGUUCGGGGGUCUCUAAUAUAUUGGAGUGUUGACUUUUUUAAGGUUUUUCAUUAAAAGAAUCCUAAAUUAAUAAUAUAUGUAAGCAAUAAUAUUUAUUUUGUACAUGUUUACUUAUCAUUUAUGUAUCAUUUCACAACAUACAAUUCAGUGCACGAGGAUGUAGCAUUUUACAUCCUAUUCAGUUCAAUAAAAAUGUGUUUGUAUUGUCCUUUAGUUUAAUUUAUGUUUUGUGUCAAACUGUAUAUUGCUUGUUAUCCCACCAAGAAUUGCACCUGUCAGACAGGUAGGACAUGUUAUCCAAGACAAGUUACUGGCCAGUUUAUUUAUGUUUUUAGCUAUCAUUAGCUGUCAUUAUACAGGUAUUUUGUUUAGUGUGACUACUGGCGAUAACGCAUUGCUCCCACAUUGCUGAGACCCCAUAUAACCUUGUGUGCGGCUGUGUGCUAGGCAUUGUGUGUCGAAAUAGUUACAACUAUCCCUCUUUAAACACAUCCUAAGUGUAUAGAGUUCAAUGGAGCAGUCCUGAUUUGGGACACGUCCUGUAACCCCAUCUCAUUUCUCUGUGACUCCUGAGAAAUAAACACCAAAACAUGCGUGUGUGAGCUUCUCAAAGAACUUGCACUCCAUGCACUAUACCAUCUUGAGAACUGUAUACAUGCCGAAGCUCUCUCACAGCUUUUCUCUGUGUCUGCCGGAUGGGGAAAUGUGUCUCUGCUCCAUAGUUGUGCAGUCUGUGUUAACAAUCAAAUGGGUAAGAAACGUCUCAAAGGAACACUUUAACCCAGUAGAUAGUUUUUCAUAUUCUUGGCUUUUAUCAGUUUUAUGCCGAGGGUUCUCACUGUUACUUGAACAGAGGCAAUAAGUACAGAAAUGGUGAGCUCCAAUGAAAGAACUGAUGUAUUGAAGUUAUGAAGGAAAUUUGAUGUACCGUAAAAUAAAUCAUAUAUUCAUUAAUAGGACUGAAACAUUUGUAAAUAGGGAAGUCUAUUUUAUGCAUAUUUUGAGUUGUGAUCUACAUUACUGUCCUGUUAACAUGUUGUAAGCCUGUUACUUGGAUACCAGGGAAAACCACAACCAGAAGUAUAUUUUCUCUACAAACAUCUACCAUCUAAUCACACCAGUUUAAUCAAGAUAUUUUCCUUUUUAGGCUUCGAAUUUUUGACAGUGGUGUCAUGGUGAUUGAACUUCAAUCUCAUAAUGAAGAGGAAAUGGUUGCUUCAGCUUUAGAAACGGUUUGUAAAUUCUAAAUUCUACAGUGUCACUGUAAUGCCCCCUCCUCCCCAAUGAUAUGUAGAAGAUAAAAUUCCUAUGAAAUACUCACAUUGACUGUGUUAGAAUUUCACUAAAAUUCCAAACCAGUCAAAAGAUAUUCUAAGACAAAGUAGUGACUAUUGUGUCUUCCUAUUUUUCCUACAUUUGACAACCUUACGUAUAACACCUUGCCCCUUGACCACCGCACUGCCAGAAGAGCAGAUACCAUCUACACUCUUUGCAAAUGAUGCAAAGACUUCAGAUGGUGACAGAGCUGCUUUAAGCCCAUCACCUUACAGACCACAUUGCUGAUGGCAUCCAUUUUGUCUUGAUUUGCAUGGCUUCCCCAUCUCCAUUAAUUAAUUUGUGUAAGUAAGAAAUGAAUGACUAAAUAAUAAUGUCUUCACAAUAGCAUGCCCCCCCCAAAAAAAUAGGGUUCAAAAGUAAAUUUGAAUUCGCAAACUACACAGUGCUAAUAUCUUUUUGGUCUUGCCUGUGUAAUCCUUUCCCCAUUGAUCCUCAUUAGAAGUAUUGACAUUUUUAGUGUAAUAAUGAAAAUGGCAUAAGGUAUACAUUCUAAUCAAACAAUAAUAUAGUAUUAAUUCCAGUACAGAUCUUUUAAAAAUAACACCACUACUUUCAGAGUCCUUAAAGAAUAAUCUGUCAGUUUAUAGUGUGACAUGCUUAACGUAUAGCAUUUUGUUCCCACCAGGUAUCUGAGAAAGGCUCAUUGACAUCUGAAGAGUUUGCCAAGAUUGUAGGAAUGUCAGUUCUCCUAGCUAAAGAAAGGUAUUUUAAUUUGCAUAACUUUUUUUGCUGCGUACUUCAUUCUGGGUUAUUACCAUUUGACAUUUUCAUGUUUUCCCUUGGGCAGGUUGUUACUGGCUGAAAGCAUGGGGCACCUCUGCAGGGAUGACUCCGUAGAAGGCUUGCGCUUUUAUCCAAACCUCUUUUUGACCCAGGCUUAAUGACUUGACAGACAUAUGCACAGAUUGAAAAACAAGGGCGUUGAUUAAGGACACCAUGCUGUCAGUGUGAAUUAUCAUGAUGAUGAUUGUCCUAACUGAGCAUUACAGUUUCUUACGGGAGUUCUCCAGAAAGAAGGAUGCCAACACAAGAAUGGAUUUUCUUAUACUGUGUAACUGGGAGCGCACUGUGUUGGGAUUGAUCUUAAUGCAAUUAUGUUUCAUAUUGGGUGUAAGAUGUAUUUUCUAUGUGAUUAUAAAUAAAAAAAAUUAUCUGAAAUACAGUCCUGCUUUAAUGUUCUGUAUUUAAUAAACAGAUAUUUUAAUAAUGUC
Molecule: messenger RNA, 23964 nt
Organism: Pelobates cultripes (western spadefoot toad)
Lineage: Eukaryota; Metazoa; Chordata; Amphibia; Anura; Pelobatidae
Source: the annotation of a GenBank genome assembly